AUGUCCGACUCAAAUGGACAACCGGCGCCAUUUUUGCACAAUUUCAAUACAAUUUUCUAUUUGUGCAAACUUUUCGGCAUUUAUCCAUAUGAUUUUCAGAAAUUCUAUUAUCAAGGCAUACUGCAGGGCUCACGCCUGGGCAGCUGUGUGGUGAUGACUGUAAUGUGCGUCACAUUUUUGCUCUUCAACUUGACGUUGUUUACAUUCGGUGAUGAAGAAGUGAUUGCAAGGAAUAAUCACCUCAGCGUCAUCGUCACAAUAGUGUUCACCUACAUUACGCCUGCUACCAUGUUCACGGAUCAGAUAACCGCUAUGCGCAAUCAAAAGCGGCUACCCGAACUCUUCGAACGCAUCGACUAUGUAGACGAGGAUCUGCGGCAGUUGGGCAUUUCGGUGGAUAAUAGACGUGUGCAGCGCGGCAUUUGGCUGAUGGUUGCGUUUACUUUCGGCUGCGAGUUCUUCAUAUUUGUCUCUUCAAUCUAUCUUUUGGUGGACGAAUUGAAGUGGUCCACAGCGCUGUGGAUCUUUACCUCGCUGCCAACACUCUACAACACAAUGGAUAAAAUUUGGUUUCUGGGCAUUUUGCUGGGGUUGCGAGAUCGUUUUGAUGCCAUUAAUGCAGAACUGGAAAAGAUUGCGGAAGAGCUGGAGAAGCGGCAGAGGCAGCAGUUGAAGGGUCAGCAGUAUCAUGAGAGUGAAUUGGUGCUGCAGACCUCGCUACCGCUGCGCACAGAGCAGAUUGGGGACAUCAAGUUGGAGCGCUUGGUGCGUGAUGCUUUUGGUGAACUCCUCCAUAACCGCGAGCCAAUCAAAAGCUGCAUGCUUAGCAUGAGCCAUGAAAGCUCGUUGUACACGUUCAAAGCUUUACAGGAGCGUUUCAUAAGCUUGUGUCAGCUGCACGACAGCACUUGUAGGAUUGCCAAGUUACUCAACGAACUCUGGUCUUAUCCGAUACUAAUACUGAUGGCUUUCGGUUUUGUCAUUGUUACCUCGCAGCUUUACUUUGUUUAUUGCGCCACACAAAAAGACCAUGUUAUCCCACUGGUUUUUCGUUCCGCCAAGAAGCGCACCAUCUCGACCGUCUUUCUCGCCUACAUCGGUGGGAAAUGUGUGUCGCUGAUGUUCUACAGCUGGAAGACGUCGCAGGCUUCGCGUCGUGCCGGUAUCUGUCUGCAUAAGUGUGGUGUGGCCGCCGACAGCAAUGAGGUUUAUGAAAUUGUUAAUCAUUUGUCGUUGAAACUCUUGAAUCACGCCAUAAAUUUCUCGGCAUGCGGAUUUUUUACACUGGACAUGGGUACUUUAUAUGCGGUACGUGCCUCGAAGCGUUAUUCUGUUUGUGGCGCAAUAACCAGUUAUCUGAUCAUACUCAUACAAUUCGAUAUGGCCGGGCAACAAGUGCGUAUGUCUAAGGAGUUGGCUGCUGCCAAUGAGACCACUGCCGUUUCGUUGUUGCCUAUUGAAAAUUACACCGUUAUGCCAUUGGAAACGACAACGCCAUGGGAGUAG
Molecule: messenger RNA, 1506 nt
Organism: Zeugodacus cucurbitae (melon fly)
Lineage: Eukaryota; Metazoa; Arthropoda; Insecta; Diptera; Tephritidae
Product: gustatory receptor for bitter taste 66a-like
Exons: 6
Coding region: 1-1506 (501 amino acids)
Biological process (GO): sensory perception of taste
Cellular component (GO): axon; dendrite; membrane
Source: RefSeq, a predicted model, not a curated record